Messenger RNA from Triplophysa rosa, 4424 nucleotides. RefSeq names its product carnitine O-palmitoyltransferase 1, liver isoform. Gene Ontology annotation, biological process: fatty acid metabolic process; carnitine metabolic process. NCBI's taxonomy places the organism in Eukaryota, Metazoa, Chordata, Actinopteri, Cypriniformes, Nemacheilidae. Bases 254 to 2608 code for a protein of 784 amino acids. The transcript has 19 exons. Gene Ontology annotation, cellular component: mitochondrion. Gene Ontology annotation, molecular function: carnitine O-palmitoyltransferase activity. The record is from RefSeq and is a predicted model, not a curated record.
AAUUCCCGCCCUCCCGCCGUAUCUGUUACAUUCUUUCGCACUUUGAAGCAAAUGUACUUUGUAUCAGUUCCGUUCUAUUGAAUCGUUCCGUUCUUAGGCGAUCUGCGUUUCAUAUCGGCAUGAGUACAUUAUUGGGUUAUUUAUCUAUUUAAUGUAUGUGUUCCUGAAGAUCAGGAGGAAGGAAAAGCAUCUUCGUCACUUUGUUCCCGUCAUCAGGGCAUCAGCGCACCAGUAACCACAGUAAACAGCAGAAAUGGCCGAAGCCCAUCAGGCCGUGGCGUUUCAGUUCACUAUAACUCCAGAGGGGAUCGAUCUGCAGCUAUCCCAUCAGGCCCUGAGACAGGUUUAUCUGUCAGGUCUUCGCUCGUGGAAGAAACGCGUCGUUCGGCUGAAGAACAACGUGAUCACCGGCGUGUAUCCUGCUAGUCCGUCCUCUUGGCUGUUUGUUGUCAUCGCAAUCCUGGCCACCAUGUACACACGUUCUGACCCCUCCAUGGGCCUGAUCGCUAAAAUCCAGGAACAUCUGCCCGUCAGUGAUUCUCUGAGCGUUCAGUGCCGGACGGUGGUGUCGGCUGUGUUGUUCAGUACGCUCCUCUGGUUGUCUCUUAUCUUCACCAUGAGACUUUGUCUGAAGCAGUUACUGUCCUAUCACGGCUGGAUGUUCGAGCAACAUGGGAAAGUGUCCACCACCACCAAAAUCUGGGCGGCCAUGGUUCGGAUCUUCUCCGGCAGACAGCCUUUGUUGUACAGCUACCAGGGGUCUCUACCCAACCUGCCCGUACCGGCGGUGAAGGACACCGUUAAGAGGUAUCUGGAAUCUGUGCGUCCAUUGAUGAACGAUUCUGAAUAUGAGAGGAUGACAAAUCUAGCCAAAGAGUUCGAGGGCAGUCUGGGGAACCGCCUGCAGUGGUACCUCAAACUCAAAGCCAUGUGGGCUUCCAACUAUGUCAGCGAUUGGUGGGAGGAGUAUGUCUACCUGAGGGGGCGUGGCCCAAUUAUGGUCAAUAGCAACUACUAUGGAAUGGACUUCCUCUACGUGACGCCAACACCCAUUCAAGCCGCACGGGCAGGCAACACGCUUCACGCUUGCCUCUUGUACCGCAGGAAACUCAACCGCGAGGAAAUCAAACCUAGUCGUGUUCCAGGUUUAAAUGUUCCUCUGUGUGCAGCUCAGUGUGAGAGGAUUUUCAACACCACACGGAUUCCAGGGGAAGAGACGGAUUCACUGGUCCACUGGCAGGACAGCGAGUAUGUGGCUGUGUUUCACAGAGGUCGCUAUUUCCGCCUGUGGCUGUAUCACGCCGGCCGUAUGCUGUCCCCGAGAGAGAUCGAACACCAGGUUCAGAGUAUCAUCGACAACCCGUCACCCCCUGCGCCGGGAGAGGCCAAGCUCGCUGCUCUGACAGCGGGAGACAGAAUCCCUUGGGCUCAGGCCAGAAAGGACUUUUUUAGCUCGGGGGUGAACAAGAGAUCUCUGGACUGCAUCGAGAAAGCCGCGUUCUUCGUUGCCCUCGACGACGAUGAGCAAGGCAUGAUGGGAGACGACCCAGCUGGGAAUUUGGAUCGAUAUGCCAAGUCGCUGUUUCACGGCAAGUGCUACGACAGGUGGUUUGAUAAGUCUUUCACUGUGGUGCUCUAUAAGAAUGGAAAGAACGGACUGAACGCUGAGCACUCGUGGGCAGACGCACCUGUGAUGGCUCACCUGUGGGAGUAUGUGAUGACAACAGACUGCUUCCAGUUGGGUUAUAAUGAAGAAGGCCACUGUAAAGGAGAGGUGGACUCAUCGCUGCCGCGUCCUCAGAGACUCACCUGGGAUAUAUCUGCAGAGUGUCAGGAGCAUGUGGAGAGGUCUCUUGCUGUGGCACAGGCACUGGCCGACGAUAUCGACUUCCACGUGUACCCUAUACAAGAAUUUGGCAAGGGCGCCAUCAAGAAGUGUAAAAUCAGUCCUGAUGCCUUCAUUCAGAUCGCUUUACAGCUGGCCUAUUACAGGAAUAGAGGAACGUUCACUCUGACAUACGAAGCGUCUAUGACGCGUUUGUUCCGCGAGGGCCGUACCGAAACCGUCCGUUCCUGCACCAGCGAGAGCUAUGCUUUUGUCAAAGCGCUUGAGAGCGGAGAGAGUAAGGAGGUGUGCCGACACCUGUUCCGCGCGGCGGCUGAGAGACACCAGAACCUCUACAGGAUGGCCAUGACGGGCGCGGGCAUAGACCGACACCUGCUCUGCCUCUACAUCGUCUCCAAAUACCUGGGAGAAGAGUCGCCGUUCCUCAAGGAGGUGCUCUCUGAUACCUGGCGUCUCUCCACCAGUCAGACUCCUCUCCAGCAGGUGGAGCUGUUCGAUUUUGUCAAUCACCCAGAUUACACCACCUGCGGCGGAGGAUUUGGUCCAGUGGCGGAUGACGGAUACGGCGUAUCUUACAUCAUCAUUGGAGACAACAUGAUCAACCUCCACAUUUCCAGCAAAUUCUCUUGCCCUCAGACUGACUCUCAUAAGUUUGGAGCUCAGAUCGUCCAGGCCAUGAAAGACCUCCUGAUGUUGACGUCACCAGAAAAACCAGACGGGUCCAAAACUGAGAACCACUUUCAGAAUAAAAAACACCUGUAGCGGUGCAAAAGGUUCACGGCAACGGCCAAAAUCAGAAGGUCACAUAGGAAACUGAGUGUGUGUGUGCGUGCGUGCGUGCGUGCUUGUUUGUUUGUUUGUUUGUUUAUUUAACGCAUGUUUAGGUCAUACAAAUAUGCGUUCGUACAUUCCAUGCUUGUAUAAAAAUGCAACGAUGCCAUGAAGCCAUGAACAACAUGAAGAAUGUAUCAAUGGUGGAAGUUGCUUCGUCAUAAAAAUAGAAAGAGGUGAGAGAGGUUUCUCACCGUGAGGGCCAGUUCCCUGGAUCACUUACAUUCAAUUGCUUCUAAUGAUUAGAGUUUAUGAAGAUUUAAAAUGAUUUAGUAGAAUAAUGAUGAUGAUGGAUGUCUCAUAAUCUAACCCGCUAGCGUAUCUGAGAUCACAGCACUGCAUCACCUCUGUAUCUUCUGAUGAAGACACUUUCACCUGCUUUCACAGCACUUACAAAUUCUGCAUUUAAACAGGCUAUGUUAAGCUGUUCAAGAUCACUUUACUUGAAACUGUAUUUCAGGUUACAGUCAAUUAUGACUCAGAACACCACACGUGACUGCAGUGAAUGUGAUUGUCCAGAUACUGUAUAUUGAUUAUUGUGGCAUGUUGACCUCACUGAAGUCGAAGUCAUUUUAAGUGUUUUUUAUUAUUAUUUAAAUAUGCUGCAAAUAUAACACAAUAACUUUAUACUUAUUCACAAGGUAUUUAGUCAGUCUUAGUUGGUUUUGAAACAGUUUAAGAAUGGCAUUAUAAGAAAGUAACGCCGAGAAAAUCUUGAACGCAUUUCUGUGAACAUCUCAAGCUUAUUAAGGUGUGAGCUGUAGUUGGUGUUUACUGUGGUACAAUAAUAAUUCUGAAGGUAGCUUCCUAAAAAGGAAAGAUUGCAAACAAAUAAAACGAUCAAUUUUACAUCAACCAAAUAAGAAUCUAAUUUAACCUAGAAAAUAUUUUUGUGUAAGGACCAAAAUGUUGGUGUGAGAUAUGAGGCCUAUAAUGAUGUACUGUAAGUGUUCACACAGCACCUCAAGCGCUCAUAUUUUGUGAAGGACAUCUAGUUGGUGACAUCAAAUUCACAAUCAUCAACAACCUCAAAAACUGACAACACACAAUCUUCAUCGAUCUGCAUUUAAUGACACAUCCGUUCUUACAGUAAGUGUGCUGCUGACCAAUAGUGUUGCUUUCAUAAGAGAAAAAUGAAGACACAUCAAAGCUUCCCCGAUAUUCCAUUUGGAUUUGCUCUGUUUUCACCAGCGUUUUCUUUGGCAGCUGAACCUUGUUUCUGUGGUACCUGUUAAACUCAGUUUUAUAAUAUUCAGACGUUGUUUCAUUUAUAAAGUUGCCUUUGGAGUUCUUAGAUAUGGUCAUUGUGAAAAUGUCGGUAUGUAUUUCAGAACGCCUUUCUGUGAAUCUUACCACUGCAUUUACACCCAUCACUGUAUAAUCUACUUGAGUUUAAACUUCACUGAUGAUUUUAUUGUUGUUCAUAACUAUUAUUAUUAUAAAUAUGAUUGCUCUUCUAAUAAUUAAGGUGACGCUGAAAACAGUAGCAAUGCAAGAGUUUGUGUAGUGUAGAUGUUAGUGUGAAAAGACGAGUAUUUGACCUCAUCUGUCUUCUGAAUGAAUGUGUUCUGGGCCAGUACUGUAUUCUCUCUCGGCUCGUCUUUUCCUCGUAUUUAAGCUCAUUGUUUGGUUGAAGAUCACUGCAAAGCUUUUCUCUUUCUCUGGCAAUCUGUCGCUCCUUCACAUUUGACAUCUGAAUGGAAAGGAAAAGACAAGCUCACUUUUUUAUUAAAAUGGUUCAAGCACA